This is a messenger RNA of Meyerozyma guilliermondii ATCC 6260, 606 nucleotides long. RefSeq lists its product as uncharacterized. The transcript has a single exon. The record is from RefSeq and is a predicted model, not a curated record. NCBI's taxonomy places the organism in Eukaryota, Fungi, Ascomycota, Pichiomycetes, Serinales, Debaryomycetaceae. Gene Ontology annotation, cellular component: cytoplasm. The coding region runs from base 1 to 606 and encodes 201 amino acids. Gene Ontology annotation, molecular function: oxidoreductase activity.
AUGGAUAAGUUUCCCCAGAAUGUCAUUUUGAGCGGUGUGAGUAUGAUAUCGUCCACUAAUCACGGAGGUAUCAUAGAGCACGAGACACUUGAUUCAGUGAAAAUAGGAUACUUUGAAAACUCCAAUUUACCUCUUGAGAUUCAAGAAACAAGAUGCAAAAGACUCAUUAACAAGCACAAUGAAUGCGUGUAUGAUGACAAUGUCAAGCUCACCAGAUGGCGCAAGUUGGUAUACAAUGCUACGCUCAAUUCGGUAUGUACUUUAACUGGGGUAGAUGUUGGUCGACUCGAGCUUUGGGGUGCGAACGAUACUAUCACCAGGAAAGCUAUGAGAGAGGUGUUGGAGAUUGCCAAGUCCAAUGGAGUUGAAGUUCCAGAAAGUACUAUUGAAGAAAUGCUUGGUCAGAUGGGGUUUAUUACUCACCAUAUGUUAGUUGAUAUCAGGAAGGGUAACUACAUUGAGGUGGAGGUUAUACUCGGAAAUGCAGUCAGAACCGCUAUGAGAAAUGGUGUUGUAUGUCCCAUUUUGACAUUGAUAUACAACCUUCUUCGUGUGGUCCAAAUGCGUACCAAAGAGGCGAAAGGAGCUAUUACUGUUCCCCCUUAG